CGAGUAAGUUAAAAUAUGACUAAAUACUGUUUGUCUUACAUUUAAUCUCCUUGUUACAGAAAGAAGAACAACGUAUGAGAUCAGAAGAACGACGCCGAAAUCAUCAAUUACGUCAGAGAGAACGUGCGGCACAUCGAGAAAAAAAUGGUGGUUUAACAUCAUCUUAUCUUGAAGAUCGACAUUCGAGCGACGAGGAUGAAUUACAGUCAAUAUCCAAAAUAAAAAAAGAUAUCAAACAUAAAAAAGCACAUGGACAAUAUGGCCAAGGAUCGGAUCAUGAAAUUGAAGAUGAAGAUGAUGAACUUUCAAGUCGAUUUGAUGGAAAUAGUCAACGAGCUAAACAAUCAACAACAAAACAUCGAAAAAGUAAUCCAUUGGAUGAAUCUGAUAAUGAGACGAGAGCAGAAGAAGCAGCGGCACAUGAUCGUAAACGUAAAAGAGUACACACUUUGGCAAGCGAUGAAUCAGAUUAA
Molecule: messenger RNA, 473 nt
Organism: Didymodactylos carnosus
Lineage: Eukaryota; Metazoa; Rotifera; Eurotatoria; Philodinida; Philodinidae
Source: the annotation of a GenBank genome assembly